Messenger RNA from Apiotrichum porosum, 1143 nucleotides. RefSeq lists its product as uncharacterized. Lineage: Eukaryota; Fungi; Basidiomycota; Tremellomycetes; Trichosporonales; Trichosporonaceae. The transcript has a single exon. The record is from RefSeq and is a predicted model, not a curated record. Bases 1 to 1143 code for a protein of 380 amino acids.
AUGCCAGCUCCAAAGCAUGCCUUGGACCGUGAGGAGGAGGAGGGAGACGAUCAUUCGAAACGUCGCCCGCCUGCCACCACCACAGCCGAAGUAGCCCGUCCUACCGCAACCGACUUGGAACAGGACAUCGAGGAGGGCCUCCGUAACAUUUCCAGGGAAAAGCACACGCCCUUGCGCAACCUUGUCUACCAAAUGCUCAAUUACAACUGGAAUGCCCGCCAUGCAAGCCGGGCGGAAUUUUACAGGUCGGUGUGCCCCCCAGUGAGUUGGAGUGGAAGUAACCCACCGCGCCACCACCCAGUGGUCUCAAUCAAACCGACCGUUGACGAUGUACAGCGGCCAGACAAUUCCCAUAACGAGGAGAUCCGGUCUCUAAAGCGCUUCUGUGCCACCCAUUCGGAUUUCUUUUGCCGCCUGGUACCCGGCUUUCGGAAGUGUCAACGCGUUCUGGGCCGGCUGCCCGACCACCUAACGCAAGAGCAGCCUUUUUUCACCCCACCCACUCACCAGGAUCAACAUCCCAACUCUCUGCCGCCCCAGAGCCAGAGUUCUGGCUGGGGGUUCCACGCUCCACUGGCCCACCGCUCAUCACAGGAGGACCACUCCUCAAACCAACCCCACUGUGAACAAGGACCUUCCUCGAGGCCGGUGAUGUCUGCCUCUCCCUUCCCGAGAGGGCCACGCCCGGCGGAUCCGGUAUCGUCGUCCAGUUUCACAGUUGGCGCCAUGGCCCUGCGGCCGGAUAUGUCAACCACGACGUCCAGCGCCCCGCACCAAGGGCACCAUGCUGUUGUUGAAACCGAGCCCGAAUUCACCCACAUCCCGACUACGACUGCUGUUGUCGCCGGCCCGCCGUCCAUUGCGGCUGCCACCGACGGCCGUUCGUCGUUCCUCUCUUCGGUUAACACGUCUUCCCCCCCAGUGGCCGCUUUGGCAGAAGCCUCGCUGGGCCCCAGCUCACCCAUGGGACAAACACUUCAACCAGCUUCUGCUAGCACCGAGCUGCAGCGCUUGCUGCACCAGCAGACGGCCAAGCUACGACAAAACAACAUCAAAGGCCGGCGGACGGAAAGACGGAAUAAACUGGUUAGGGCGUGGCAUACAGAGUCUGCGGGCGAGCGGCGUCGCGCCCAGUCUGAGUAG